Mytilus trossulus (common blue mussel) is the source of this 1728-nucleotide messenger RNA. RefSeq names its product steroid 17-alpha-hydroxylase/17,20 lyase-like. Gene Ontology annotation, molecular function: heme binding; iron ion binding; steroid 17-alpha-monooxygenase activity. Gene Ontology annotation, biological process: hormone biosynthetic process; progesterone metabolic process. The transcript is spliced from 10 exons. Bases 43 to 1542 code for a protein of 499 amino acids. The record is from RefSeq and is a predicted model, not a curated record. NCBI's taxonomy places the organism in Eukaryota, Metazoa, Mollusca, Bivalvia, Mytilida, Mytilidae.
GCAUGCGUAUGAUGUGCGUAGCUUCACAUCGAUUGUAGAAGGAUGUCCUCAGUUUUAUCUGCACUAAAUAUACAGACAUUUCUGAUUGGAAUAAUAGUUUUACUUAUAGUUUAUAAGCUUCGUCGAAGAUGGAAAUAUAAAUUACCACCAGGGCCGUUCACCUGGCCUCUGAUUGGGAAUUAUGAAGUUAUGAAAGCUAAGUUUCUUCACGAAAUAUGUGCAAAAUACACGAAGAUAUAUGGACCUAUUUUCACAAUAAAACUCGGACCUUUUCAGAUGGUUGUUCUAAAUGACAUCAACAGCGUCACAGAGGCAUUAGUUAAGAGGAAAGCUGACUUUGCCAAUAGACCAUUUAUAAAAUCAGUUGACGUGUUCACGGAGGGAGGAAGUGAUAUUGCUUUUGCUAAUUAUACACCGACAUGGAAACUUCAUAGAAAAAUUGCUGGAAAAGCAUUAAGGCAAUAUUUAGCUGGUAAUCGGUUAGAAGAAGUUGUUCACAGUUCAAUGAACAAAUGUUUAUCUCUGAUGGCUCAAGAAAAUGGACCAUUUGAUCCCGAAAAUUACAUUGAUUUAAUGGUGUUUAAUAUUCUUCAUGCAGUUUGCUUUGGAAAAAGUGCAGAAUUAGAUGACCCGGAUUUUGUUAGAUUUAUGAAAAUUGACAGGGAUUUCACAGACAUUAUAGGAAAGGGUUUCGUGGAAGAUAUGUUUCCGAUUAUGUACAAAAUCUAUCCUACUAAGAAAUACAGAACAGUUAAAGACAUUUUCGACGAAAUGAUAUCUAUUAUAGCAAGGAAAUUCAGAGAACACGAAGAAACGUUUGAUUGUGAUAAUAUAAGAGAUUUUACUGAUUCGUUAAUUCUGACGAGAAAGGAAGCAGAACAAGAUGAAGAAAUGAUGUCCCAAUUAACAGACACCCAUCUCAGACAAACUUUAGUAGACAUUUUUCGUGGUGGCAUUGACACGUCUAGAGUAACUUUGUACUUUGCUGUUCGUUACAUGGCUGGGUUACCAGAUAUUCAGUGCAGAGUUCAGAACGAAAUUGACAACGUUGUCGGAAAAGAUAGAUUACCUGGGGUUAAAGAUAGAGAAAGUAUCAGUUACACAGAAGCAACCUUACAUGAAGCCAUGAGACUUGGCACAGUAUCAGCCUUUGGUCUACCUCACUAUACCAUGUGUGAUACACAAGUGGGCGGUUAUGAUGUUCCAAAGGACACAAUGGUUAUGAUUAACCACUGGGCACUUCAUCAUGAUCCUAACUACUGGAAAGAUGUGGAGAAAUUCGAUCCGACACGCUAUCUCGACGAAAAUGGAAAACUUGGUAUGAAACCAGAAAGCUGGUUACCAUUCUCUGCAGGAAGACGCGUAUGUCUAGGAGAAAGUAUUGCUAAACCAGAACUUCAUUUGAUUUUUGCAACGAUUAUGCAAAGAUUCGAGAUAACCAUGCCAGAUGGAACGAAUCCUGAAUUAAUACUUGGUGGAUCUGGUUUGAUUCCACAACCUGCUCCUUUUAAAAUAAUUGUUAAAGACAGAAACAUGACAUGACUUCCUAGAAGUAUAUUUCUAGUGAGGUAGAUAAAAAUAUAUCAAAGUGUAUAACUAUGAUAGACAAAUAUCAUGUCUUUUAUCAAAAUUUUGUAUAUAGUAGUCUUUAUUUUGAAAUUCAGUUAAGAUUAAUACUUCACUUUUAGGCAAAACAAAUCAUUUUAAAGUUUGUUUUCAAUUGUCAAU